CGCGCCUCCACCCUCCACCAACUACCUUCGCCAUGCCCUCCCGCUUCGGCGUCCGCAAGAUCUUUGCCGCCUUCGGCACCGCCUUCGUCCUCCUCUCUUCCCAGCCCGUGGCCGCGCACCGCGCGUCGAAUUCCGCGUCGACGAUUAGAACCCUUCUCGGCGAGGAAGAUCACGCCCACGCCAAGGUGAAGGGGCCGCAGUGCGCCUGCCUCGCGGACGCCCAGGGCUGGAAGAUCGACUGCGCCGACUCGGCCGCCAUGUCCGCCGCCCUGACCUACCUCGAGACUGCCGGCAACAACUGCAAGACCAAGUCCCACUCGACCGAGUGCGAAAAGAACUACAACAUCAUCAGCGCGCACCACGACCACUGCGACCACGAUCAGGUUCCCGAGGAGAUCGAAAAAGAGAUCCACGAGUUCGAGGGGUACUACACCAACUGCGACAUCAAACGCAAGUACUACACGUUGGGCGGAGAAUGCGCCGCCAUCGAGUGCCACGACGCAUCCGCCGAGCUCACCACCGCCAUCGCCGACCUCGCGGCGAAUCAGUGCGACGUCGCCGCAAACUGCGCGUCAAAGUCGAAGUGCUACGAGACGUACCGAAAGAUCCUGAUGGCUCACGACACGUGCGACGACGACGACCUGCCAACGACGCUCGAGAAGGCCCUCCACGACUACGAGGAGGCGUGCGACGCGAAGCGUUGCAACACGGUGUCCGCCGACGCCGCCGCGCUCUCGCUGACGUGCCAAUCGUCGGGCGCCGCGGCGACGCGCACAGCUGGCGCUCUCCUCCUCGCGGCGAUCGCCGUCGCGACGACGCUCGUCGCGGCGUGAGACGACUCUAUUGAGGGGUCGCGUUCGACUAAUACUCGUCUCUUGUUUUCUUCUUGUUUUCGUCACAAUAAGCGUCUUUCAAAACCGAGAGAAGACGCAGUUUUAUGAUACUUAAGGAUCACCUC
Micromonas commoda is the source of this 958-nucleotide messenger RNA. RefSeq lists its product with no specific name. Bases 33 to 833 code for a protein of 266 amino acids. The transcript has a single exon. NCBI's taxonomy places the organism in Eukaryota, Viridiplantae, Chlorophyta, Mamiellophyceae, Mamiellales, Mamiellaceae. The record is from RefSeq and is a predicted model, not a curated record.